Messenger RNA from Myotis myotis, 5515 nucleotides. It is a transcript of the gene ABCC6, whose product is annotated as ATP binding cassette subfamily C member 6. Gene Ontology annotation, biological process: transmembrane transport. NCBI's taxonomy places the organism in Eukaryota, Metazoa, Chordata, Mammalia, Chiroptera, Vespertilionidae. The coding region runs from base 71 to 4705 and encodes 1544 amino acids. The transcript has 33 exons. Gene Ontology annotation, molecular function: ATP hydrolysis activity; ATP binding; ABC-type transporter activity. The record is from RefSeq and is a predicted model, not a curated record. Gene Ontology annotation, cellular component: membrane.
CCCGCCGAGGGGCUGCCAGGGACUGACCUACAGACCCACGGACAGACAGACAGACGGAAAGACUGUGCUGAUGGCCGCCCAGGGAGAGCCCAGCGUGGGACCAGGAGUCUGGAACCAGACGGAGCCUGAGCCCGCUGCUGACCGCCUACUGAGCCUUUGCUUCCUGAAAACGGCAGGGGCCUGGGUGCCCCCCAUGUACCUCUGGGCCCUUGGCCCCAUCUACCUCCUCUAUAUCCACCGCCAUGGCAAGGGCUACCUCCGCAUGUCCUCCCUGUUCAAGACCAAAAUGGUGCUUGGGUUCACCCUCAUCAUCUUGUACACCUCCAGCGUGUCUGUCACUCUUUGGAGAAUCCAGCAGGGGAUGCCCCAGGCCCCCGAAUUCCUCAUUCACCCCACCGUUUGGCUCACCACGAUGAUCUUGGCAGUGUUCCUGAUCCACAUGGAGAGGAAGAAGGGGGUCCAGGCAUCUGGGGUGCUGUUUGGGUACUGGUUGCUCUGCUGUCUCUUGCCAGCCAUCAGCACUGCCCAGCAGGCCUCACAAGGGGACUUCCAGAGUGACCCCUUCCGCCACCUGUCCACCUACCUGUGCUUGUCUCUGAUGGUGGCACAGUUUCUGCUGUCCUGCCUGGCCGAUCGACCCCCCUUCUUCCCUAAAGAGCCUCAGCAAUCUAAUCCCUGUCCGGAGGCUGGGGCCUCCUUCCCCUCCAAGGCCAUGUUCUGGUGGGUUUCUGGGCUGGUCUGGAGGGGCUACAGGAGGCCACUGAGACCAAAAGACCUCUGGUCCGUUCGGAGAGAGAACUCCUCAGAAGAACUUGUUUCCCAGCUGGAAAGGGAAUGGACAAGGAGCCGCAGAGCAGCCCAGCGGCAAACUGCAGCAGCCGUGUUUAAGAGGAAAGGGAGCCUCCGCCGUGAUGGGGAGCCCACAGAGGCCGAGGCCUUCCUGCAGCCAAGAGGGAGUGUGAGGGGCCCGCUGCUGAGGGCCAUCUGGCAGGUCUUCCGCUCCACCUUCCUCCUGGGGACCCUCAGCCUUGUCAUCAGUGACGUCUUCAGGUUCACUGUCCCCAAGCUCCUCAGCCUUUUCCUGGAGUUCAUUGGCGAUGCCACAGCCCCGGCCUGGAAGGGCUAUCUGAUCGCGGUGCUGAUGUUCCUGGCCGCCUGCCUGCAAACACUGUUCGAGCAGCAGCACAUGUACAGACUCAAGGUGCUGCAGAUAAGGCUGCGAACAGCCGUCACUGGCCUGGUGUACAGAAAGGACCUUUGUGACCUCAUCACAUCGCAUCAUAUGCCUCUUCGUCUCUUGCCCACCUGCUCCAGCCCAAACACAGUCCUGGCUCUGUCCAGCGGCUCCAAAAAGACCAGCGCAGUUGGGGACGUGGUCAACCUGGUGUCUGUGGACGUGCAGCGGCUGACGGAGAGCGUCGUCUACGUCAAUGGGCUGUGGCUGCCGCUCGUUUGGAUCAUCGUCUGCUUUGUUUAUCUCUGGCAGCUUCUAGGACCCUCUGCCCUCACCGCCGUCACUGUCUUCCUAAGCCUCCUCCCUCUGAAUUUCUUCAUCACCAAGAAGAGGAACCACUAUCAGGAAGAGCAAAUGAGGCAGAAGGACUCCCGGGCACGGCUCACCAGCUGCCUCCUCCGAAACAUGAGGGCAGUCAAGUGCCACGGCUGGGAGGGGGCCUUUCUGGAGAGAGUCCUGCGCAUCCGGGGCCAGGAACUGGGCGCCCUGAGGACCUCUGGACUCCUCUUCUCUGUGUCUCUGGUGUCCUUCCAACUGUCCACGUUUCUGGUGGCACUGGUGGUGUUUACUGUCCAUACUCUGGUGACCGAGGAGAAUGCCAUGGACGCCGAGAAAGCCUUUGUGACCCUCACGGUUCUCAACAUCCUCAACAAGGCCCAGGCUUUCCUGCCCUUUUCCAUCCACUCCGUUGUCCAGUCCCGGGUGUCCUUCAACCGCCUGGCCGCCUUCCUCUGCCUGGAAGAAGUUAACCCUGAGGCUGUGGUUUGGAGUCCCUCCAGAGGCUCUGCCAGGGAGGAUUGCAUCAGUGUGCGAGAAGGUACCUUUGCUUGGUCCCGGGAGAGCCCGCCCUGCCUACACAGGAUAAACCUCAGCGUGCCACAGGGCUGCCUGCUGGCUGUGGUCGGUCCCGUGGGGGCAGGGAAGUCCUCUCUGCUCUCCGCACUCCUCGGGGAGCUGUCAAAGGUGGAGGGGACUGUGAACAUCAAGGGUCCCGUGGCCUACAUGCCCCAGGAGGCCUGGGUCCAGAACACAUCCGUGGUGGAGAACGUGUGCUUCAGGCAGGAGCUGGACCCAUCGUGGCUGGAGAGGGUCCUGGAGGCCUGCGCCCUGUGGCCAGACGUGGUCAGCUUUCCUGCAGGCAUCCACACCCAAAUUGGGGAGCAGGGCAUGAAUCUCUCUGGGGGCCAGAAGCAGCGGGUGAGCCUGGCCCGGGCCGUGUAUAGGAAGGCUGCUGUAUACCUGCUGGAUGACCCCCUGGCAUCCCUGGAUGCUCAUGUCGGCCAGCACAUCUUCAAUCAGGUCAUCGGGCCCAACGGGCUGCUCCAGGGAACGACACGGAUUCUCGUGACCCACGCACUCCAAGUCCUGCCCCAGGCUGAUUGGAUCGUGGUGCUGGAAGAGGGGGCCAUUGCAGAGAUGGGUUCCUACCAGGAGCUUCUGAACAGGAAGGGGGCCCUGGUGAACCUUCUGGAUCGAGCCAGACAGCCAGGAGGUAGAGGAGAAGGAGAUGAGGAGACUAAGGCCCAGAAUAAGGAACUGGCCCGAGACACAGAACUCGCGACCAGCAUUGAGGACCCCAGAGGCUCUGCUGGAGGCGGGAAGCCCAUGGGUGGACCAGAGAGUAACAGGUCCAUGAAGUGUAUCCCUGAGGACAGCACCACUUUGGAGGCCCAGACAAAGGUUCCCCUAGAUGACCCUGAGAAGGCAGGACUGCCUGCAGGAGGGGACAGCGUGCAGUAUGGCAAGGUGAAGGCCGCCCUGUACCUGAGCUACAUACGGGCCGUGGACACCCCACUCUGCCUCUACGCACUGUUCCUCUUCUUCUGCCAGCAAGUGGCCUCCUUCUGCCGCGGCUACUGGCUCAGCCUGUGGGUGGACGACCCCACCGUGGAUGGGCGGCAGACACAGGCGGCCCUGCGAGGCUGGGUCUUCGGGCUCCUGGGAUGCCUCCAAGCUAUAGGGCUGCUUGCCUCCACGACCACAGUGCUCCUAGGGGGCAUCCGGGCAUCCAGCCGGCUCUUCCGGAGGCUCCUGUGGGAUGUGGCGCGGUCUCCCAUUGGUUUCUUCGAGCGGACGCCCAUGGGGAACCUGCUGAACCGCUUCUCCAAGGAGACAGACACCAUAGACGUGGACAUCCCAGACAAACUCCGGUCCUUGCUGAUUUACACCUUCGGACUCCUGGAGGUCACCCUGGUGGUAACGGUGGCCACCCCGCUGGCUGCUGUGGCCAUCCUGCCAUUGCUGCUCCUCUACACUUGGUUUCAGAGCCUGUAUGUAGCCACUUCGUGCCAGCUCAGACGCAUGGAGUCAGCCAGGCACUCCUUCGUGUGUUCCCACGUGGCGGAGACAUUCCAGGGCGGCGCAGUGGUCAGGGCCUUCCGGGCCCAGGGCCCCUUCGUGGCUCAGAACAAUGCCUACAUGGAUGAAAGCCAGCGAGUCAGUUUCCUACGGCUGGUGGCUGACAGGUGGCUCGCUGCCAACCUGGAGCUCCUGGGGAACGGGCUGGUGUUUGCCGCUGCCACGUGUGCUGUGCUGAGCAAGGCCCAUCUCAGCGCUGGCCUCGUGGGCUUCUCCGUCUCCGCCGCCCUCCAGGUGACCCAGACGCUGCAGUGGGCUGUUCGCAGCUGGACAGACCUGGAGAGCAGCAUCGUGUCGGUGGAGCGGAUGCAGGACUACACUCGGACACCCAAGGAGGCGCCCUGGACACUGCCCACCUGUGAAACCCAGCCCCCCUGGCCUUGUGGGGGCCAAAUCGAGUUCCGGGACUUGGGGCUGAGACACCGGCCCGAGCUCCCGCUGGCCGUGCGGGAUGUGUCGUUCAAGAUCCACGCAGGAGAGAAGGUGGGCAUCGUUGGCAGGACGGGGGCCGGGAAGUCCACCCUGGCCGGGGGCCUGCUGCGGCUCCUGGAGGCAGCUGAGGGUGAGGUCUGGAUCGACGGGGUCCCCAUCAGCCAUGUGGGGCUGCACACGCUGCGGUCUAGGAUCACCAUCAUCCUCCAGGACCCCAUCCUGUUCCCCGGCUCUCUGAGGAGGAACCUUGACAUGCUACAGGAGCACACGGACGAAGCCAUCUGGCAGGCCCUGGAGACGGUGCAGCUCAGAGCCCUGGUGGCCAGCCUGCCCGGCCAGCUGCAGUACGAGUGUGCCGACCAAGGCGAUGACCUCAGCCUGGGCCAGAAGCAGCUGCUGUGUCUGGCACGUGCCCUUCUCCGGAAAACCCAGAUCCUCAUCCUGGACGAGGCCACGGCCGCCGUGGACCCGGGGACUGAGCUCCAGAUGCAGGCCGCCCUUGAGAGCUGGUUUGCCCACUGCACGGUGCUGCUCAUCGCCCACCGCCUGCGCUCCGUGAUGGACUGUGCCAGGGUGCUGGUCAUGGACAAAGGGCAGGUGGCAGAGAGCGGCAGCCCUGCUCAGCUGCUGGCCCGGAAGGGCCUGUUCUAUAGGCUGGCACAGGAGUCAGGCCUGGUCUGAACCAGACCCCUCAACCCUCCCGCCACACCAACCUGGAAAGACGUGCCAUGCCCUGGAGAUACCAGUGACCUGGGGGUCAUCAGCAGAGUCUAGACCCCUCUGCUCUCCGGGAUUGGGUGGCAAAUGGCAGGGAAAGUGGACGAUCAUCACAGACCCAGGAGGAUGCAGCAACCCCCGAGGUCGGCCUGAUCAGAGCCCGUCCAGCCUUGUCCAUCCUGGACCCAAAGGGGACAGUGGCUCUCAGCCCUGGCCGCCCAUUGGACCCAUGUGGGAACCUCAAGACCUGCCCACACCCAGGCUCCACCACAGGCCAAUGAAGUCAUUAACCCUGUGGCAGGGCAAUGGUGUGUGUACUUUCCCAAAUUAACCCUUUUAUUUUGAGAUGAGUGUAGAUUGACCAGCAGUUUUAAGAAAUAAUCCACAGAAUGCCUGUGCACCCUUUUCCAUUUCCCCCAAAAGUAACACCUUGAAAAACGCUAGCGUGGUAUCACAACCAGGAUACUGACAUUGGUACCAUACACAGAUCCUGCUCAGAUUUCCCUGUACUAGUAUGUGUGCGUGUGCAUGUGUGCGUGUGCGUGUGUGACUUCUACACAAUUGUUAUCACACAUAUAGGUGGCAUCCACCACCACGACGACCCCUGGGGCUGCCGUUCUGUGACCACACCCCUCCCUCCUGCCCCUGCGACCCCCAACAUGCUCUCCAUUCUGGCACAUGGUAUAUUUUUAAAGCUCCCCGUAUGAUCCCAACAUGCACCAGGACUUCUUCAGGAGAAGUCCUGAGGGGAAUCGCUCCGGACCCGGCAUAUGU